This is a messenger RNA of Pseudophryne corroboree (corroboree frog), 2736 nucleotides long. It is a transcript of the gene TIFA, whose product is annotated as TRAF interacting protein with forkhead associated domain. Lineage: Eukaryota; Metazoa; Chordata; Amphibia; Anura; Myobatrachidae. The transcript has 3 exons. Gene Ontology annotation, biological process: canonical NF-kappaB signal transduction. Gene Ontology annotation, molecular function: protein binding. The record is from RefSeq and is a predicted model, not a curated record. Bases 384 to 962 code for a protein of 192 amino acids.
AGGGGACAGGAUACUGCAACGUAGGAGAAAUGUGGUCAUGUGAGGAGGAGGAGGCCGCGGCUGCUGCUGCCCAGUAUAAUUAUACUGUGACUCACCCACAGAGCUGAUAACCGUGUUUGCUGCCGCCGAGGCCGUUGUUUAUAUAGAAGAGACGCUGAUAACGGCAAGCCUGCUCAUUCUUUAUAGACUACGUAAUGUAUGGGAAAUUCCAGUUGUUAUUCAUUAGGGUGGGAGCCACUUCCAACUAAACCCGUGACAGAACAGCUGAGGGCUCUACACAGAAGAGACCUUAUUACAUGAUUGCAGCUGUACAUCAUAUAGCAUCAGCAGACUCCAAACUACUUUAAGAGGGUCACCCCAAAGGCAUUUUAGAAUAAAAGGAAAUGGCCGGUGCAGGUGAGGCAGAUGUGGAGACAGAGCAGACUCUGUAUUGCUUGCACAUGAGACUGCACCAUCCUGAUCAGCAGGACCACAGAAUCUUUAGUGCCAUUGACUUAUGCAGAAGAAAAGAAAUUAAGGCAGAGGAAACCGUUGUCUUUGGGCGAGACGUUAGCAGCUGCAAGUUCCCUCUGCUAAAUAACAAAGUCUCCCGGCUGCAGUUUGCUUUGCAAUUCUUCAAACCUAUGCAGAGUUCGAAAAUGUCAUUUGAGAUAAAAAACCUCAGCAAGAGAACAAAACUUUACGUCAACAACCAUCCAUUGGAAUACAUGAACAAGUUUGUUCUUCCACCCAAGUGUGUAAUUUGCUUUGGAGAGUUUCUGAUAAUGGUGGAGAAUGAAGAAGGAGAAUCGGAGGACAAAUUUGAAAUCUGUUGUGAAGUGUCACGCUUUCCUCUUGUUCUGGAGAUAGAGACAGAAGUAAAGGUGGCCAUCCCAGAAACUGGCACACUGAAUGGUUCAGCAUCGUCACCAUUUAACAAAAACGCUCUACCUCCAGUGGAAGUUGAUGAAAACGACUGCUGAUUCACACAUAAACCAUAAUAAUAUCAAACAUUAUUUAAAAUUUUACGUUUAAUAUUCAUAUUACAUAUUUGUAAUCUAAUGAUGCAUAUGUAGCUUUUAUGGUUAAGGUAUUAAAGUAGAAUGUGAACUUCAAGUGUAAAACGCCACCUUCUCAACACGGUUUUUACCUUCAGAUAUCAUGUAGAUACCUGUAGUUGCUACCCUGGAACCCACGGCCUUACUUACAGAUCCUUUCCGAAACCAUCACAUAACAUAUUCUGAUACCAGCAGUUGUUUCAAGAUGUGUACGAGUGAAGGUGACACUCAAUUGGAUAAGUGCUAUGGCCUUCCAAUCAGUACCUGGCUUCACAUUACAGCCAUCUUUUUACAAAGAGCCUGCAGAGCUCAGAAAAUGCUUCUUUAUGAAACUUAUGGUUGUAUAGUUAGGCGAAGGUAUAUCCCAGAAAAUAACUUUCAUCCCUCCAGUUAUGCUUUUGACUCGUUUCUGAAAUAAUGGAUUGGGGCUUUAUUUUUUUAUUUUUUUUGUACAAGGAGGCGGCUAUGGGGUCUGUGUACUAAGCCUUGGAGAGAGAUUGUAAGAUUGGGAGCACGGUCUUCCUACCACUAUGACUGUUUUGUUGUUCUGUUUUGUUUUAUCAUUGUUUCCAAUUGUAAAGCGCACCGGAAUUUGCUACGUUAUAUAAGAAAUGUAGUAAUAAUAAAGUAGACUGAGAUAAAGUACCAACCAAUCAGCUGCUGUCAUUUUUAAAACACCACCUGUAACAUGGCAGUUAGAAGCUGAUUGGCUGGUACUUUAUCUCCGUUCACUUUAUCUCUACUAAGGGGUAUAUGUAAUAGGAUCCGAGUCUGGCGGAGGUGCUGGAUGCUGGCUGAUCUUUGAGGUUUUUUAAAGCGCCAAUCAUUUACAAGGCAAAACCAUGCCUUGUAAAUGAUUGCUGGUUUGAAAAAAAAAGUCUGAGAUUGGCCAGCAUCCCGCAGCUUUGGCAAACUCGGACCCUAUUACAUAUGCCCCCAAGUCUUAGUACAUUGACCCCUUUUUAGUCACAGUAGGAAUCGGUGAUCCUUCGGUCACUCUCACAUUGCAAUCGGCACACCCCUGAUCUUACAGAUGUAGCCAUGCUCAUCUUGCUGCGAUGCGUCAAACUGCGCCGGCCUGUGACGAUUCACAAGCGGCAAUCGCUCCAUUAAAUCCAUUAGGAAAUAAUAGAGUGAUCGCCAGCUGUGAAUAGUCUCAGUCUAGUACACCAUCCAGCAAACCUUGUUGCAGCAUGCCGCAUUGCAGCAAAGAUGAGCAUGGCUACAUCUGUACCUCAUGUGAAGUAGGCACCUACUGUUAAUGAGGCCUAACGAUCGUAUAGCUACAAGUCGUGCUUUUUUUUUUUAUAAUGGUUGUAUUACAAAGUAAUUUCUAUUGCUACUAUAAAUAGGUUAUGUGUUUGCAGUGAAAGUACUGUUUGGUAUCAACUCCUUAAAACAGUCACCCUUAUGCAUGUGAAUUGAAAAGAGCAAUGUAGAUUAAAAAAAAAAAGUCUUUAAAUGCAGAGUACCUAUUUUAUAUUGUUGAAGUAUUAGUAAUAUAAUUGACAGAUUCCUUUACAAAGUAUUUGAGCUGGCUCCUAGUGCUGAAGCUAGGAACACUGGACAUUUUCACUGAACACUCAAAACACAGGUGCCUGGAAAAUUGACAUGCAUAUAUAUUUUGUAUAAUUUUAUAUAUUUUGAGGCUGAACACGUGUUAAAACAAAUAAAAAAUAUAUAUUUUUCUUUUUCAUAA